Alternaria postmessia is the source of this 969-nucleotide messenger RNA. RefSeq lists its product as uncharacterized. The record is from RefSeq and is a predicted model, not a curated record. The transcript has a single exon. Bases 1 to 969 code for a protein of 322 amino acids. NCBI's taxonomy places the organism in Eukaryota, Fungi, Ascomycota, Dothideomycetes, Pleosporales, Pleosporaceae. Gene Ontology annotation, molecular function: hydrolase activity.
AUGACUACUAACACAAAAUCUGCGUUUGGCAGAAACAACAUCUUUGCGCCUGAAUCACCCUCGAUAUGGCAGCACUUGCAGCGAAACCCGCUACUCAUAAUCGCACAAUGGCUAUACGCCCAUCGGCCGCCCAUAGUCAUACCACGACCCACAUUCGGUACACCAGUAAAGGUUGUGUGCAUUUCAGACACCCAUAACGAGAAACUACAUGUCCCUAAUGGCGACAUUCUCAUUCACUCUGGGGACAUGACCAUCAACGGUACAUUCGAAGAAAUCCAACUACAACUCGGUUGGUUAAACAGUCUGCCACAUCAUCACAAGAUUGUAAUAGCUGGAAAUCACGACUUGCUUCUCGAUCAAUCCUUUUUCCAUCGCAACCCACGACUUGCAAGCCCAGACAAUGAACGUAAAAUGAAAGAGCUGAAAUGGGGAAGUGUGAUGUACCUGAACAACGAAUCAAGGACAUUCGACAUCCGGGACCGUACCGUUCGGGUCUACGGCAGUCCCAUGACACCACAAUAUGGCAACUGGGCGUUUCAAUAUCCAGAGAACGAAGACAAAUGGUGCAAUACUAUCUCAGAAUCAACAGACAUACUCGUAACGCAUGGCCCGGCCAAAGGACAUCUCGAUUCUUCGGCUUCAAAUCCUACGUAUUUGCAGGGCUGUGCUCAUCUCCAACGGGAACUAUGGCGUGCCAAACCACGACUACACGUUUGUGGGCACAUUCACUCAGCGAGAGGAGUUGAGCGAAGGAGCUGGGAAUGGUUGGAGUGGAGUUAUGACACUGUGUGUCGUGGCGAAGGACGCGUUAGCACUAUGCUGAUAAUUCUUGCUAGUUGGGUCGGAGCUUGGGUACUGUAUGCGUUGGGAAGAGAGAACAGAGGGGUUAUGACGAGUGUCAACGCAGCGGUCGUCGGGGACUGGGGUUUAGCUGAAGGCAAAAAAACUCUUAUCGUAGAUCUUGUCUAG